GAGCAGUGAUGUUGGGCAGCUCCGCGCCGGGGCCUGCGUCCCGCGAGGCGGGCUCGGCGCUGCUAGCAUUGCAGCAUACGGAGCUCCAAGAGGACCAGGAGAACAUCAACCCUGAGAAGGUGGCGCCCACCCAGCAGCCCCGCACUCGUGCCGGGCUGGCCGUACUCAAGGCUGGGAAUCCGCGCGUUCCAGCACCGCAGCAGAGGCCCAAGACACGACGGGUUGCACCUCUUAAGGAUCUUCCUAUAAAUGAUGAGCAUGUCACUGUUCCUCCCUGGAAAGCAAACAGUAAACAGCCUGCAUUUACCAUUCAUGUGGAUGAAGCAGAAGAAGAGACUCAAAAGAGGCCAGCUGAACCUAAAAAAACGGAACAUGAAAAUGUCCUGGCUUUUAAUUCAGCCAUUACUUUAUCUGGACCAAGAAAACCACUGGUACCUCUUGAUUAUCCAAUGGAUGGUAGUUUUGAGUCACCACAUACUAUGGACAUAUCAAUUGUAUUAGACGAUGAAAAGCCAAUGAGUGUCAAUGAAGUCCCAGACUACCAUGAGGACAUUCACACAUACCUUAGGGAAAUGGAGGUUAAAUGUAAGCCUAAAGUGGGUUACAUGAAGAAACAGCCAGACAUCACUAACAGUAUGAGGGCUAUCCUUGUGGACUGGUUAGUUGAAGUAGGAGAAGAAUAUAAACUACAGAAUGAGACCCUGCAUUUGGCUGUGAACUACAUUGAUAGGUUCCUUUCAUCGAUGUCUGUGUUGAGAGGAAAACUUCAGCUUGUGGGCACUGCUGCUAUGCUGUUAGCCUCAAAGUUUGAAGAAAUAUACCCCCCAGAAGUAGCAGAGUUUGUGUACAUUACAGAUGAUACCUAUACCAAGAAACAAGUCCUGAGAAUGGAGCAUCUAGUUUUGAAAGUGCUUGCUUUUGACCUAGCUGCACCAACAGUAAAUCAGUUUCUUACCCAAUACUUUCUGCAUCAGCAGUCUGCCAACUGCAAAGUUGAAAGUUUAGCAAUGUUUUUGGGAGAAUUAAGUUUGAUAGAUGCUGACCCAUACCUAAAGUAUUUGCCAUCAGUUAUUGCUGCAGCAGCCUUUCAUUUAGCACUCUACACAGUCACAGGACAAAGCUGGCCUGAAUCUUUAGUUCAAAAGACUGGAUAUACCUUGGAAAGUCUUAAGCCUUGCCUCAUGGACCUUCACCAGACCUACCUCAGAGCACCACAGCACGCACAACAGUCAAUAAGGGAAAAGUAUAAAAGUUCAAAGUAUCAUGGUGUUUCUCUCCUCAACCCACCAGAGACACUAAAUGUGUAACAGUGAAAGACUGCCUUUGCUUUCUAAGAUGUAAAUCACUCCAAGUAUAUGGUGUACAGUUUUUUCUAAGGUUUUAAUCUUUACAAUCAUUUCUGAAUACAGAAGUUAGGGUCAAAGUACAAAUUAUGGUAUCUAUUACUUUUUAAAUGGUUUUAAUUUGUAUAUCUUUUGUACAUGUAACUAUCUGAGAUAUUUGGCUAAUUUUAAGUGGUUUAAAGUAUUAAUGAUGCCAGCUGUCAGCACAAUAAGAAUAAGAAUAAAUGGAUUUAGAAAAUUUGGUUUUGUAAGUCAAAUUUGAUUUGGCUACGGUAUCACUCAGAAAAAUUAAUUUCAUAUACUAUAGAAGGGGACUGGGAAGGCUUCUCUUGUGUAGGAAAAUGGAUAAAAGUUUGAGCAUCCAUUUUCCUAAGCCACUGGAUCAAUUUGGUGACUUGCGCAUAAUCCAAGCAUAUCUGGAAUAAAUCUGUGCUUAUUAUUCAUCUGUUGUGAUGAUCCUGAGAAUCUUUCAGCUCUUUGUACACACUAUGAAAAUGCUUUUUCAUUCCUCAUCAACUUUUACACUUUACUGAAGUGACAGUUAUUUAAAACCUGUUAAGUUGUCCAAAAGGUUUAUUUUAAAGCAUAAUGUAAAAAACUAUUAUGGAAUUGACUAGAUUUUAUAAUGGAUUUGUGAAGAGAAAAAUACCCAAAGUUAUUAGCACUGAAUAAAUAUCCUUUUAAUAGUUAUAUACACAAAUAUACAACUAUGUGAGCUUCAAUUAGCAGCUCUCUUCUUUUUUCUCUUUUUCACUGGCUUUUUACUUGGUGCUUUUUCUUGUUUUGCACUGAUGGUUUGUGUUCUGUGAAUAAAAUAAAUUAACAGUUUACUAACAGUAUUAGCACUACAAGCUGAUACCAUGGGUGGUUUGCCACACUCAUAAUAUUUUGCUCGUUAAUUUUGGAUUACCAAAAUAGGAGGCCUUAUUUUUUCCAAAAUAGGCGCCUUAUUUCUUCCAGUAGAAUAUAGAACACUUGCCAACUAUGAGAAUAAAAUGCAGGAUUACUUUAAAAGUAAUCCAGUUUUAUAGAAUUAGGUCCUAAUGUUUUUAAAUCUCAGUUUGAAGAAACCACAGAAAGAACAGCUGGAUUUCAAAUUAAAAAGGGGGUGUCUGUUUAUAGUAGGAUAAGAUGAGAAUAAAACCAGAAAAGUCUUGAGUAUGUGUAUACACUUGAAAUAAAUCAGAAACUUGUUACCUUA
Molecule: messenger RNA, 2544 nt
Organism: Acinonyx jubatus (cheetah)
Lineage: Eukaryota; Metazoa; Chordata; Mammalia; Carnivora; Felidae
Gene: CCNA2
Product: cyclin A2
Exons: 8
Coding region: 9-1307 (432 amino acids)
Biological process (GO): regulation of cyclin-dependent protein serine/threonine kinase activity; mitotic cell cycle phase transition
Cellular component (GO): cytoplasm; nucleus; cyclin A2-CDK2 complex
Molecular function (GO): cyclin-dependent protein serine/threonine kinase regulator activity
Source: RefSeq, a predicted model, not a curated record